UGAGGAUUUAGCCGACAAAUGUCAGAGCGGAGUGUCCGUCGUUACCCUUCGACCUCGUGGAGAUCCUUCGAUGGACUGGCGAAACGAGGAGUCGGAUCACUCGAGCGGUACGUAUCGGGGCAAGAAGAUGCUCCUCGUGAGCCGCCGAGUAACGACUAUGUGAGCUUCCUUUCUGCCCGGAUAGUUGAGAACCUAAAAUGGGAUGAGAACGACACCGCGACCAGGAAGAAGGACACCCCCACCUUGAACCGCAACGUUCGGUCCCAGGGAGUCCAAGUUGGAGUCGGAGCUUGCAAGGACAUCGGAAACUUCACGUGCGCCUUGGAGAAUCUGGAGCUCGAGAGCGAGGAAGACCAAAAUCACACGAGAUUUAAGUCGAACGAUGCACAGACGAAUUACUUCAACGUCUCGAAACAGGAAGAGACCGCUCCGGUUUUCAAGACUUGGGAGAAAUCUACCUUUCAAUUGGUGCUACAGGGACCGGAUAUCCUGAAUUUCCAGGGUACAAGACAUUCUCCCGCGGAUAUCGCGCCCUAUUGGAAGAAGGACUGUAGGAUGUGGCUAUGGAAGUCGGUGAGGCUCGCGAGGAAGAUAAGAAGGACUAAAGCGAAGGCUGUCCCUCCUUUGCAUCGCAAGGAGCUUUUAUAGCGUACACUUUUACUCGCCAAUGGAGGAGAAUCCUCGGAUUUUUUUUCGAGAAGGAAUCCUGAUUUUAUUUCUUUUUUUACGAAAGUGUUUUAAUUUUGUGCGAAUCGUUUUUAAACAAUAGAUGUUCUUAAUAGAUCAUUUUUAAUUUUCUUGCUAAAAUGAACUUUCUUUUUUA
Dinoponera quadriceps is the source of this 823-nucleotide messenger RNA. RefSeq lists its product as uncharacterized. The transcript is spliced from 3 exons. Bases 19 to 648 code for a protein of 209 amino acids. Lineage: Eukaryota; Metazoa; Arthropoda; Insecta; Hymenoptera; Formicidae. The record is from RefSeq and is a predicted model, not a curated record.